AUAGGUAGCCCAAUCAUGAAAGUGCUCGUUGUAUUCGCUUUGGCUCUGGCCUACGCCUCUGGAUCGGCUCUGCGCGGUGUCCAGACUGGACCCGACGGACGCAUCACCCACGGCGAGGAUGCCCGCACCGACCAGUUCCCCUACCAGGUGGGACUUUCCCUGAAGGUCGGCUCCUCCUCCGCCUGGUGCGGAGGAUCCCUCAUCGGAAACGAGUGGGUCCUGACUGCCGCUCACUGCACUGAUGGCGUUGACUCCGUCGAGGUCUAUCUGGGCAGCACUGUGCGCUCCAGCCCCAAGGUCAAGCACCACGUCUCCCGGGACGACAUCAUCAUCCACGCCGACUGGAACAGCCGCACCCUGAGGAACGACAUCUCCCUGAUCCGCAUUCCCCGCGUCGAGUACAGCAGCGCCAUCCAUGCCGUUGAGCUGCCCAAACACGAGUCCCACUAUUCAUCCUACGAUGGUGAUGAGGUCAUCGCCUCCGGCUGGGGCCGCACCUCCGACGAGUCCAGCUCCGUCGCCGCCCACCUUCAGUACGCCCACAUGAAGGUCAUCUCCAACAGCGAGUGCAAGCACACCUACUACACCACCAUCCGCGACUCUAACAUCUGCGUCUCCACCUCUGCUGGCGUUUCUACCUGCAACGGAGAUUCCGGUGGCCCUCUGGUUCUGGAGAACAGCAAGGUCCAGGUUGGUCUGACCUCCUUCGGCUCUGCCUCCGGCUGCGAGAAGGAAUACCCCGCUGUCUUCACUCGCGUCACCAGCUACUUGGACUGGAUCCAUGAGCACACCGGCAUCUCUCGUUAAGUUGCUGAUGUUCCUGUUCCUCAUCUGGAGCAAUAAAGAAUCGAUUUUGAAAUAAUAUAA
This is a messenger RNA of Drosophila persimilis, 867 nucleotides long. Its product is annotated as serine protease 1. Gene Ontology annotation, biological process: proteolysis. Gene Ontology annotation, molecular function: serine-type endopeptidase activity. The transcript has 2 exons. The record is from RefSeq and is a predicted model, not a curated record. The coding region runs from base 16 to 807 and encodes 263 amino acids. Lineage: Eukaryota; Metazoa; Arthropoda; Insecta; Diptera; Drosophilidae.